CACAGGAAGCACCUCGGCUGGUAUUGCCAUCACUGACGUUGACUACAGAUAUUACUAGAUACAAAAUAAAUAAUCUUCCAAUAUAAAUUCUGUUCUGAGAUGCACAGCAGAUGCAAAUCAGGACUUCAUUAGGGUUUGUUUGAGCUGAUAAUAUCCAACCAUGCCUUAUUUCAACUUCACUCAAGAGAUAGGCAAACCUGACUUGUUACCGAGGAAAUUCUGGGGAUUGAAUCUGAAGCUAGUUUUUUUCUAAGCACAUCAGCAGCAGAAGGAUCGCGCUCAUCAAGAGUCGCUGACAUCACAGGUGAGAGUUCUUCUUCAGAAUCUUUCAAAUCAAAUUAUGCAAAGCUUCCUGAUUACCUUAAGUCAUGCCUAGACUACUCUGCCAUUGUUUGUUGGAGAUCUUAUCGUGUAGAGAUAGGAAAACUAGUUCGGCUUUUGUUGGCUGAAGGUCUUAUAGAAGACAGACCAGGGGAUAUCAUGGAGGAUGUAGCAGAAAAUGUUCUCAAGGAAUUGAUUGACCUAGGAAUGCUUCAAGUUCAACAAGUACAACAAGAGACUGAAGUAAAAGUCCCUGCCUCGUAUGUCCAGUUAUGUAUUCUUAAAUUGGAGAAACAAGAUUUUGUUUCUAAAACUGCAAACUCACCUGUGCGUUUACGGAUCAGAGAUGAUGGAAGGGAUAUCUAUCCUAACGUUGAAGGCCUUCUAAUUCAAUCUCUAUUUAUUAUUAGUGAACGCCGUGAUUCUUCUUUUGGUGCUCCCCGAGGCCUUUCACGGGCCUAUAUGAGAAAUGUUUGUGGUAUGCACUUUCUGUUGGUGCUGGAUUUGCGUGGCUUGAUAGAGUGCUUACCUGAUGAAUUGGGAGACUUGAUUCACCUGAGGUACUUGGGCUUGUUUAACUCAAAUCUAGAUGAGCUUCCAGGGACUUUAGGGAAUCUUAAAAGACUGCAAACUUUGGAUAUAAGGAUGUGUCGACAUCUACGCAAACUACCAAUAGAAAUUCUGCAUAUCCAACAGUUGAGACACCUUCUAAUGUCCGACAGCAUUAAUGAUUGUGAAAUUAGAGUUCCGAAGGGCGUUGGAACAUUGGUAAGUCUUCACACUUUGUCUGGUAUUUAUGGUGGAGAUGAUAUUGCCAUAGAAUUGAUUGCCUUAACCCAGCUACGAGAGCUCGGCGUUAAGCGUGUGACUGACGAUCAUGCCAGUGAGCUGUUUGCAGCUAUAAAGAAGAUGGAAAACCUCACAUCCCUAUCGCUAGAAGCAGAGCGCAACUACUUUGAAGAUACAAGUUUCUCUAUUUUUGCUGAAUUGGAUGCGUUUUCUCCCCCGCCACUUCUUCAAGAGUUUUUCUUACUUGGGGGAUUAAUUGAGAUGCCCGUUUGGUUUGCCUCCAUGGAAAACCUCACCCGCCUAUCAUUAUUCUAUUCUUAUCUGUCGGAGAAUCCAACUUCAGUCCUUCAGUUGCUUCCCAAAUUGAAGCAUCUUCAACUCUGGGAAGCCUACAAGGCAAGGCACAUUGGUAAAGAAUUUUGCAAUGCAGGUGGUUUCCCUGUGCUGGAAACUCUCACAAUUGCUUCUGAGUUCCUGGCGGAAUGGACUGAAAUUGAAACGGGAGCUUUUCCACGUUUAAGAUAUCUUUGUUUUCGUCGCUGUAGAAACUUGAUUUUUCUUCCUGAAGGGUUGCAGAACAUUUCCACACUUCAAGAUCUGUGUUUCUUCCCCUGGAAUCCAGACCUUAAAAGGCGAUUGAUGGGUGAAGAGAAUUACAAGAUCAAGCAUGUCCCAAAUAUUCGGGGGUUUGAGAACCGUUGAUUUUCCAACCAAGAAAUGGAAAAACAUUAACCACAAUAGUUUCCAUAGGAAGUUUUUCAAGGAUGAAAUGCUUUUGCUUUACUCCUCAAAUAUCAUCUCCUGCUUUCUGUUCAUUUACCUCAAUAUUCUGGUGAAGUAUGCUAUCCUCUGGACCUCUACUGUCUUGUAUACCUAAAUUUGUGCAAUCUCCAGCGGAGAAACCAGUGUACUAGACUUCAAAAAAUCUAUCUUAAUGAUGAACGAUGUGUUUAUCUA
Molecule: messenger RNA, 2067 nt
Organism: Populus trichocarpa (black cottonwood)
Lineage: Eukaryota; Viridiplantae; Streptophyta; Magnoliopsida; Malpighiales; Salicaceae
Product: putative disease resistance protein At1g58400
Exons: 1
Coding region: 481-1812 (443 amino acids)
Source: RefSeq, a predicted model, not a curated record